This is a messenger RNA of Gongylonema pulchrum, 478 nucleotides long. The record is from the annotation of a GenBank genome assembly. NCBI's taxonomy places the organism in Eukaryota, Metazoa, Nematoda, Chromadorea, Rhabditida, Gongylonematidae.
AAUGUGGGUGUUCGCUGUGAUAAGCCUCGUGUUCAUCAUUUCAACGACAAUUUCAUACAGUAUCAUUUUCAUAACAUCCCAUUGUAUACUCAAAACAUUGCGAGAAAAUGCCACGGCAGCAAGAACGAAAAUGCUUCAACGACAGCUCACCAUCGUUAUGCUAUUCCAGGCAGCGACACCGCUGAUUUGCUCAACAGUGCCACUUAUUGUCUUCCUAAGCGCGAGCUACGGCGGUGUGGUUGUGGACGAUUACGGAUCGUUGGCGAUGAUGUUUAUAAACUGGCAGCCUUGUUUGAAUUCAAUCUUCUCACUCUACUUUGUCAAACCAUUUCGAACUGGGUUUUUUCGCUUGUUUCGGCAAUCUGUUGUAUCCAUUUCUGGAGCGCAGCCUGCAAUGGCUACAAAGCUUAAAAACGUAAAGCGAGCAACUUUGGCUGUUUGCACUGAUGUACACCGAACUAUGCCGCAGGUGAACUGA